UCCUUGCACUGCCCAAGCUGAAAUGCAGAAGUAAAAAAAUCCGUUCUGAGAGAUGAAGAAUCAUAAAAUCAUAAGUCUGAAAGGCACCAAAAAUCAUGAAGAAAACCCUUUUCUUGAGGAAAAAUUAUUUGUGAACCUGUCUGGCAUGCUCCUUAGGAGUCAUUCUGUGAUCUUGCAAUGUGCUUCUGGGAUCUUCUCUCGUCAUUGUUGCUUGUAAGGCAGCUUUAAAUUAAUGAUAAGGAAGCCAUUCAGGGCAUGGGCUGUGCUGAGGUUCACAGCUUUCAUUCUGAAUGAGAGAUUAAAGUAAACUGAUAUUGAAAGCAAGGAGGGAGAAACAAACACAGUCACUAAGCCUAUAAAGUCUUAGCCAAUUGCGAUGGCGAACAUCCUGCUGGCGAGGGUGACCUUGAAUGAACUAAGUGGGAUAAAGUCACCAGCCUGGACUGACGGCUGAAGAAUCAGGCUGGAUUCCAGCAAACAGAGAGCAGAUUCCUGACAAGAGUCUUCUGAGCUGUGGCAAUGGCUUCUCGGUGUCGGAAAUGUGGACAACAGGUACCCAGGAAUCUGCCUUUCACUGCUGUCCGGAUAACAGAGGGAGAAAUGAAAUCUUACCAUGAUUUUAUAGGAGGAUGCGUUAGGCUGGAGCGCAUGGCAAAGAAAGAUGAAAUCAUGCAGCAGGAGAUACGGCCGUUGGUAGCAGUGGAUAUAAUAGAGCAGCUCCACAGGCAAUUUGCUAUCUUGUCAGGAGGAAGAGGGAAGGAUGGGGCACCCAUUAUAACCUUUCCAGAAUUCGCAGGAUUCAGUGAAAUACCUGAUGAAGAUUUUCUGAAUGUGGUCACGUAUCUAACCAGCAUUCCCAGUCUGGAGGCUGCCAGCAUCGGAUUCAUCAUCAUCAUAGACAGACGACGGGACAAAUGGAGCGCAGUCAAAGCAUCCCUGACACGGAUAGCAGGAGCAUUUCCAGGAAACUUGCAGCUGGUGUUUGUCCUGAGACCCUCCCGCUUUAUCCAAAGGGCGAUCGCUGACAUUGGCAUUAAACUCUAUCGAGAUGACUUUAAAAUGAAGGUACCGAUCAUCAUGUUAAACUCUGUCUCUGAUCUGCAUGGCUAUAUUGACAAAAGUCAGCUGACCCGGGAGCUGGGAGGAACUCUGGAGUACGGCCACAGCCAGUGGAUCCACCACCGAACUGCUAUUGAAAACUUUGCAAUGACAGUAAAAACAACAGCACAGAUGCUACAGACCUUUGGAACAGACUUAGCAGAGACUGAACUUCCCAACGAUGUGCAGUGCACAGAGGAGCUCCUCUCCGCACACACCGACCACCACAGCAAGCUGAAGGAUGAGCUGAAACUAGCAGUGAAGCAGGGGGCCACCUUGCUGACAUGCAUUCGGGAGCCAGUCACCCGAAGUGCCAACAGCAAACUCAGUCCAGAUGAACUGGAAAAUGUAGCCACAGUAGAAAGGUUGUUGGCUCAGUUGGAUGAAACAGAAAAGGCUUUUGAUCAAUUUUGGACCAAACAUCAUCUAAAACUAGAACAGUGCCUGCAGCUUCGACACUUUGAACAUGAUUUUAGAGAGGUAAAACUGACAUUGGAUAACCUCAUGGAAGCACAAGCAGGUUUUGCUGACAUUGGGGACAGUGUGACUCGAGUGGAGCACCUCCUAAAGGAACAGAAACAUCUGGAAGAGAAAGGACAGGAACCUUUGGAGAAGGCUCAGUCUCUAGCUCUUCAUGGAGAACAGCUCAUCCAAAACAAUCAUUAUGCAGUUGACUCCAUUAGACCAAAGUGUGUUGAACUCAGGCGGAUUUGUGAUGACUUUACCAAUGAGACCAAGAAAAAGUAUGAUAUUUUGGGAAAGUCUCUUGAGCUGCAUAAGCAGUUAGAUAAGGCAAGCCAAUGGUGUGAAGCUGGAAUCUACCUCUUAGCUUCCCAGUCACAAGAGGGAGCUGAAACUGCACUCGUUGAAAUUGAGAAGUUCCUGGUAACAGCCAAGGAACACCAGCUCUCUAACCCAAAGGAGUUCUACAAUCAGUUUGACAUGAUCCUCACCCCUGAAAUAAAGGCCAACGCCCAAAGAAUUGUACAAAAACUUGAAGAUGUACAAGAAAUGUUUGACAAGAGGCAAGUAAGUUUGAAGAAGCUGGCAGCCAAACAGACCCGGCCAGUACAACCUGUUGCUCCACAUCCCGAAUCUUCCCCAAAACGAGCAUCACCAAAGAUUACCAGGCCAGCAGCAGUAGCUACCAACAGGAGGUCCACCGAAAUUUCCUGCCCUCCAAAGACAGUUUCUGAAGUAGAGUUAUCAAAAAAGAAAAGCAUUAAGAAGACUAAAGGUGGAAUUAAGAUUGAGGUGAUGCAUGAAGCAAGUCAAGGAGGAUCUAGCAGAGUCCUGGUGACCAGUGAAAGUGAUGAGAACUUGUCAACAAGGAGGAGGUAAACACUGAAGUUACCUGAUGCAAAAGACUCCAUUUCUAAAAACCUUAGGUUGAUACAUUAUGUUAGACAAAUUGGAGAGACAUACAAAUCAUCAUUAUCUGAAUUUAAUUAUACCCUAGGAAAAUACUAUGUCUGGUCCCCAAAUCAUCAACUAGUUUUCAAAAGGUGCAAAGUAGUACCUGAAAUCUUGUGGAGAUAAAUACACAUCUCCAGAGGA
Messenger RNA from Lepidothrix coronata (blue-crowned manakin), 2655 nucleotides. It is a transcript of the gene MCF2L2, whose product is annotated as MCF.2 cell line derived transforming sequence-like 2. The record is from RefSeq and is a predicted model, not a curated record. Gene Ontology annotation, cellular component: cytoplasm. Lineage: Eukaryota; Metazoa; Chordata; Aves; Passeriformes; Pipridae. Gene Ontology annotation, molecular function: guanyl-nucleotide exchange factor activity.